This is a messenger RNA of Diutina rugosa, 1161 nucleotides long. RefSeq names its product putative cysteine synthase. Bases 1 to 1161 code for a protein of 386 amino acids. NCBI's taxonomy places the organism in Eukaryota, Fungi, Ascomycota, Pichiomycetes, Serinales, Debaryomycetaceae. Gene Ontology annotation, cellular component: cytoplasm. The transcript has a single exon. The record is from RefSeq and is a predicted model, not a curated record. Gene Ontology annotation, molecular function: cysteine synthase activity.
AUGGGCCACCUCAACGAUGCCCUCACUCUAGCCGCGUCAGUGACGUGUGCCUACCUUGCCUAUGCCCUCUAUUGGGACAAAAAGCCCCAACUAGCGAAGCUUCCCCCUCCUGCUGCUGACGUCGCCGACCUUAUCGGCAACACCGAGGUGGUGGAAAUCAAGUCACUUUCCCGCUACACCAAGUGUCGGAUAUACGCCAAACUUGAACUCAAUAACCCUGGUGGCAGUGCUAAAGAUAGAGUGGCGCUUGCUAUUAUCAGAGCUCACGAACAAACGGGUCAAUUAGCUCCUAAUCGUGGCGAUGUCAUCUUCGAAGGUACCCUGGGGUCUACCGGAAUUUCCAUCGCCAUGCUUGCUAAUGCUUUAGGAUACAAAGCUCACAUUUGCUUGCCCAAUGAUACUCUGCCCCAGAAGAUCGCUUUACUCGAAAGUUAUGGCGCUGAAGUGGAACCGGUGCCGCCAGCACUGAUUGUUGACCCUAACCAGUAUACUAAUGCUGCUGCCGCUGCUGCCAAAGCAAUUAAUAACAAUCCCGAUGAUCCUCGGCGGGCAAUCUUUGCCGACCAGUUUGAAUCCGAUUAUAACUGGCGGGUCCAUUAUGCCACUACCGGCCCGGAAAUCGCAUUACAGGUGCCGCUGGUGGACGUAUUUGUGCUGGGACUGGGUACCGGGGGUACUAUUGCUGGUGUAGGACGCUACCUUAAGCACCACCAUAACCCUCGUACCACUGUAGUCCUCGCUGACCCUCAAGGUUCAGGUCUUGCCAAUCGCGUCAAUUAUGGCGUCAUGUACGACACUGUCGAACGCGAAGGCACUCGUCGCCGUCACCAAGUGGACACUGUGGUGGAAGGCAUUGGUUUGAACCGGCUCACCCACAACUUUAGCCUUGCCGAACCGAUCAUUGACGACGCGGUGCGGGUUAAAGACGAAGCGGCAGUGGCGAUGGCGAAGUGGUUAUGCACUAACGAUGGCUUCUUUUGGGGUCUGCUGAGUUGCGUCAACGCCGUCGCCGCCGUGGAAACCGCGUUGCGUUUGGGACCGGGCCACACCAUCGUCACCAUCGCCUGCGACCUGGGGUCUCGCCACUUGUCGAAGUUCUAUCGCGAUGCCGCCAAGGCCAACCCCACUCUGGUUGCCGACAUCCUCGACCUCAACAAAUAA